AUGGAGGUCCACAAGAAGAUGUUGGCGAAGAAGCUCAAGGCCCUCUACAAGAUCGUAGAGCACCAGAACCCUCGUCUCCAUUUGUCUCUCACCAUCCGUUACUGCGACGAACUCAAGCUCCCUGACCACACCAUUGUCGAACUCAAGAUGCCCGAGGACGUUGGCCGCUUCAUCAAGGCUGGCGAGCACAUGACCGAAGCUGAGAGACACGAGGCUGGCAUCGAUCGCCUGCUUACCACCAACGAACAUCUCGCCCAACCUUCCGCCUACAACCCCAUCAAGACUCUAGGAGACCUCAGAAAGCUUCUCAAGUCGGGCUAUGUGCGUAAGCCAGAGAGUCCCAGAUGCGCUAGAUGGGACGAAUGCAUGUUCGAAGAGCUGAAGGUCCAAGGCUUUGUCAUCCAGUUGAGCAUCGAGGACUUCCAGUGGGCUGUCGAUGAUGUUUGGGGUCCCGCUAAGGCCUGA
Molecule: messenger RNA, 465 nt
Organism: Aureobasidium melanogenum CBS 110374
Lineage: Eukaryota; Fungi; Ascomycota; Dothideomycetes; Dothideales; Saccotheciaceae
Exons: 1
Coding region: 1-465 (154 amino acids)
Source: RefSeq, a predicted model, not a curated record